AUGUCCUGGGGAUUUAUUUUGAUUCAGUGACAAACUUACCCCCCAAAACAUGAAUAUACCGUGUGAUAUCCAUUUUCUUUAGUUCACCGCAAAGAUCAGAAUACAGGAAAUCAUUGUACCUCCAUAAAAGUAACUUUCACCCCUGCUGUCGGGUGCAAAACAACUUUGACAACUGUCAACAAAAGUGACAUUUGCCUGGGCCUGGCAACACUAACAGAACAGUGCAUCACCCCCCCCCCCCCCCCGUGCAUUGAUUGAGUGUGUCUUCAUUGUCACUAAGUCACCAGCUUCAAAAUGGCAUUACAGAGGGCUAAGAUGACUGAGGCUCAAGUCUUUAGCUGUAGUAAGACAAGGGGGCUGCCAGGUCUUCCCCCACUCCCUACAAUAGAGAGCAAGGAUCCCUCAGACUUAUAUCAGAUCGUCCUCCGACACAGUGAACAUCCACCUAUCAUGAAGGGAACAUCAUGGACCCAAGCAUCACCUUUCAAGGAGGAGCGAUUCCACAGAUCACCAAGUGAAUCAAUUGCCAACAACUACACCCCAACAGCUAGUGACCUGAAGAUAAGAGAAUUGCCAAAAAUUAUGAAAAGGCCUGCUGCUUCUCCCAGAACACCAAGAGGAAACAACCGACCGUCGCAUAAUGGAGCUGAGCAAAACCAGCUUGUCGUUGUGGAGGAUUUACCCGAGAGUCGCCCUCUUACACCGACAGAACAGAGCGAUAUCAUGAUGGACAUUGAAGUAGAGCGGGAAAAACUUGUUGGUGAACCAAGUGAACGAGACUUAGAGCGCUAUUAUUACUACAUCGAGCACGGAGUACGUUCAGACAUGAUUGCCCCACAGCAUGUUGAUGUUAUGAACAAAAUCAAGAGUCUUAUACCCACUCCUCUACUGAAGAGUCUAGAACUGAAGGAUAUGCAGCAACAGCUGCACACAGAAGUCAUCAGUGACUAUGAGCUCAGUCUCAGAAAAGGCAUCGUUGACUACGUGCUUAUGGACCCUGAUGAAAAAGGCAGACUGCACAUUGAGUGGACACCAAGACCUUUCCCCCAGAGGAUCAUUCGGGCUCCUGUACCAUGGCAUCAUCCCUACAGAGUGGCCAAAGAACAGAACGAGAUGGGUCUUUUCAUAACUAACCCCAUCAUGCUGGACCUGCAAAACAUUUGGUUUGAUCAGUUUGCAAAUUUGAGAUUCGUCAACCUGAAUGAUCUUCUUGCUGCUGAUCUGCCAUUGUUGCCAACCGAGUUUGAAUCUUUGGUCAAGAAGCAAUGCUGGGACGCUCAUGAAAUUCUGAGGAAAAAUUGGAUCCCCACUUGUGCCAAAGCUUUCGUAGAGAACAAAGAUUACUGGCAGUACCUUGUGCCAGAGGAGGAUGGUGACUCAACAGCACUGAUUCAGCAGUUCUUCUCCUGCGUGGCUGCAGUCAUGUCCACACAACUCCGCGGGAUGGUCAUCAACUCCCUAGACGACUUCUUGAAGUUCUUCAAGAUACACAUGAAUGGCAAUGACUUUGGUGAAGACUUCAAUGAGCUCCAAUAUGUGAUGGCCCAAGUCAUGAUCAUCAAACUCCGGGUGGAAGAGCCAAAGAUAUUAUUUGACCCUCCAUUCAGGGAGGUAAAAGACAUCAUCCUAAGGUGCUUCCAGGAAAUCAUCGCCAGUGCGGAGGGCCUUCCCAGGGUGGAGUGUGACCUCUUCCCUGAUAUGAGGGGCCAGAGACUUCUCUUGAGAUCGGUGAAGGUGGAGGAGGCACUGGUUGCAGACUUUACCGACAAGGCUAUGUCCAUCUUCAAAGACAAUACUGUCGGACCACAGAAGUACUUGAAUACAUACAAAAAGUAUGCUGAUCUCCUGAACAAUAAGGCAGAGCAGGAGGUGUCUGCCUUCCUCAAGGAGAGGCACUCUCUCCAGGCAUUCCAAGCCAAAAUCAACAGUUACCAAGACCUGAAGGAUGAGAUAGCCCUCUUGAGGAUCACUGUCCCUCUGAGUAUGUUCUGCCUGGACUGCGUCAACUUGAAUGCUGAUCUCUGCGCCAGGGCCCAGAAACUCAAGGAAAGGCUCAUCACGUUCGAGGUCGAUGAAAAUCGCGAUCUUAACCGAGGAAUCUGCCGGAAAUUUGAUGAGAUGUCGGACAGAGUUAGUGAGAUGCCUGAUACAACUGAGGGGUUGGUCGGACUGCAGGAAUACCUCCGAAAUUCAAUGGAUGUGACUGUGUAUAAACUGAAGGAUGAAAUCGACGAGGCAGCAAACAGACUUCAGUUUCUUUUGGACUAUGCAAUCUUCCCAUAUGAAGACAUCAAAUUGAACAGUCUGGUGUUCCACUGGCCCGAGCACAUCAAGACUGUGUUUGAGUUGGCUCAGAACAGAAUCAUGAACAGACGAGAGCACGCUGAGGACGAAGUCAGGAAGAAAGUCUCAAACUUUGAGGAGAAACUCAACGAGUUCCAGAAAGAGGUCGACUCGUUCAGAAAGAAGGAGAUAAUGAGUGGAGAUGAGAUGAAGAUCAAUGUGGAACAGCUGACCAAAUUGCACCAGAAUCUUGAAGAUGCUCGCGAAGAACUUGAGGGCCUGAAUAAAGAGGAGGAACUCCUUGAAUGGGAAGUCAGCACUUUCCCACAACUGCAACUCAUGUUCCAGCAGAAGGACCCGUACGACAAGUUGUGGAACACCGCUCUCUCAUUCCACACAAAGCAUGAGCAAUGGCUCAAUGGACCAUUCACUGAUCUGAAUGCUGAAGAUAUUGACACUGAGAUUGGUGAUAUGUGGAGGACAAUGUACAAGUUAACCAAGUCAUUCAGUGACCAGGCUGGCCCGAGACGUAUUGCCGACAGUGUCAAAGGCAAGAUAGACAAGUUCAAACAACACAUGCCUGUCUUGAACUGUAUCUGUAAUCCAGGUAUCAGGGAUAGACAUUGGGACAGGAUGAGCGAUGCAGUUGGCUUUGAUAUCCGACCCACUGAGGAUACUUCCCUGUUCACGAUGCUGGAGUACGGCCUACACAAACACCUGGAGAGCCUGGAGGAGAUCGGUGUGGCCGCCAGCAAGGAAUACUCCCUUGAGAAGGGCUUGGAGAAGAUGAAAAUUGAAUGGAAGGAUAUGGAGUUUGAGUUCAUCCCGUACAGGGACACGGGUGUGUCCAUUUUGUCAUCCAUUGAUGACAUCCAAGUGUUAUUAGAUGACCACAUUGUCAAAGCGCAGACAAUGCGAGGCUCACCGUUCAUCAAACCAUUUGAAACAGAGAUGAGAGAGUGGGAGGAGAAGCUGGUGACGAUGCAGGACAUCAUGGACGAGUGGCUCAAGUGCCAAGCAACCUGGCUCUACCUGGAACCCAUCUUCAGUUCAGAAGACAUCAUGGCCCAGAUGCCCGAAGAAGGUCGCAAGUUUGGCAUAGUCGAUAGCUAUUGGAAGGACAUCAUGACAGAGGCAGUGAAGGAUAACCAUUGUCUGACUGCUACUGCCCAGCCCAACAUGCUGGCGAAAUUCAGGGAGGCCAACGUCCUACUGGAGGAGAUUCAGAAGGGAUUGAAUGCUUACUUGGAGAAGAAGAGGCUCUACUUCCCAAGGUUCUUCUUCUUGUCCAAUGAUGAGUUGCUUGAGAUUCUCUCAGAGACAAAAGAUCCGCUCCGUGUCCAGCCUCAUUUGAAGAAAUGCUUUGAAGCCAUUGCCAAACUCGAGUUCACAGAACAGCAAGAAAUCGUUGGGAUGGUCUCCGCUGAAAAUGAAACUGUUCCAUUCAAUCAGAAAAUCUACCCUGCCAAAGCCAAGGGAAUGGUUGAAAAAUGGUUGCUUCAGGUUGAAGAUGUCAUGAUCAACAGUCUUCGCAAGGUUGUAGGGGACUCUGUCACAGCAUAUACGAACACACAGAGAGAACGCUGGGUCGUCGAGUGGGCUGGUCAAGUCAUUCUUGCCGUCAGUAACAUAUUCUGGACGACGGAGGUCCAAAAUGCUAUGACGACGAACACCAUGAGAGACUACUUGGAGAAGAGUAAUAAACAGAUAGAGCAGAUUGUCGCUCUUGUCCGUGGUAAACUUGAGACCAAUACUCGCAUAACACUUGGAGCUCUCAUCGUAAUUGAUGUCCACGCUCGAGAUGUGGUGGCCCAGUUGUGUGAAGACAACAUCCUAUCACCUCAAGAGUUUGAUUGGUUGGCCCAGCUGCGAUACUACUGGGAAGGUGGUGACGUGUUAGUGCGCAUGAUAACAACAGAGAUCAAAUAUGGUUACGAGUACCUGGGGAACUCGGCUCGUCUUGUCAUAACACCACUGACAGACAGGUGUUACAGAACACUUAUGGGUGCUUUGAAGCUGAAUCUUGGUGGUGCCCCAGAAGGCCCGGCAGGAACAGGCAAGACUGAAACCUGCAAGGAUUUGGCCAAGGCUGUAGCCAAGCAGUGUGUCGUAUUCAACUGCUCUGAUGGCCUCGACUACAAGGCCAUGGGGAAGUUCUUCAAGGGUCUCGCACAAGCUGGUGCCUGGGCAUGCUUUGACGAGUUCAACCGUAUCGAGUUGGAGGUGCUCUCUGUGGUUGCCCAACAGAUCCAGAGCAUCCAGAUUGCCAUAGCUCGCGGCCUGAAGCGAUUUUUGUUUGAGGGAACGGAGCUGUCACUGAAUCCUACUUGUACCAUGUUCAUUACGAUGAACCCUGGUUAUGCUGGUCGCCAGGAGCUGCCUGAUAAUCUGAAGGUGCUGUUCAGAACUGUCGCUAUGAUGGUGCCAGACUAUGCCCUGAUCGGUGAAAUCUCUCUCUACUCCAUGGGAUUCAUCGACGCCAAAAGCUUGGCCGGCAAGAUUGUUGCCACGUAUCGAUUGUGCUCAGAGCAGCUGUCGUCUCAGCACCAUUAUGAUUACGGUAUGAGGGCGGUGAAGUCUGUGCUGACAGCUGCGGGGAAUCUCCGUCUGAAGUACCUCGAGGAAGAAGAAGCUGUGCUGCUAUUGAAGGCCAUUAAUGAUGUCAACCUGCCAAAGUUUUUAUCUCAGGACGUGCCCCUGUUUGGUGGUAUCAUCUCUGAUCUGUUCCCUGGUGUGAAGCUCCCCGUCCCUGACUACGGCGUCUUCAUGGAAGCCCUCAAGGAUAACAUCAACAAGAGACAACUCCAAGCUGUACCUUGGUUCACAGACAAAAUUAUUCAGGUCUAUGAGAUGAUCUUGGUGCGACACGGCCUCAUGAUAGUAGGUGAACCCCUCGGAGGGAAGACCUGUGCCUGGCAAGUCCUAGCAGACGCCUUGGGCGAUCUCCACAUGGCAGGCCUAAUGGGAGAAUUCAGGGUCCAGCAUCGUAUCAUCAACCCAAAGUCUAUCACCAUGGGACAACUGUACGGUUGUUUUGACCCUGUCUCCCAUGAAUGGACGGAUGGCGUUCUGGCGAAUACUUUCCGAGAAUACGCCAGCAACCCCAAUGACGAUAGGAAGUGGAUUCUCUUUGACGGCCCGGUCGAUGCAGUUUGGAUUGAGAACAUGAAUACUGUGCUUGAUGACAACAAAAAGCUUUGCCUAAUGAGCGGUGAGAUUAUCCAGAUGAGCAACAAGAUGAAUCUGAUCUUCGAGCCCGCCGAUUUGGAACAAGCAUCACCUGCUACUGUCAGCCGCUGCGGUAUGAUCUACUUGGAGCCACAUCAGCUCGGCUGGAGACCGUUCAAGGAAUCGUACGUCCAAAACAAACUCCCGAAGAAUCUCGACAGCGAGCAAUUACAGCUUGUCAACGACUUGUAUGAUUGGCUGAUUGAUCCGAUGUUGGACUUCAUCCGCCAUGAUUGUAAGAUGAUCGUCAAUACGUCGGGUAUUCACCUCGUUCACAUGAUGCAGCGACUGUACUCCUGUUUGCUCGACGAGAUUGAGAAUACUGGGAAGGAAGGGCACGAGGUGUUGUCGAACCAGCAGAUCACGUUAUGGCUACAGGGUCUCUUCCUUUUCUCCAUCGUCUGGUCCCUCGGUGCUGUGUUAAUUGGUGACAGUAGGAAGAAGUUUGAUCAUCACUUCCGGUAUAUUCUCUCUGGUACCGAUCCUGACCACCCAAAGCCAAAGAGCAUCAAAAUUACUAAGAGCAACUCCUUCCCAGAGAGAGGUACCGUCUUUGAUUUCUGCUUUGAGAAGAAGGCGAGCGGCUCCUGGGCUGAUUGGAUGGACACCUUGGAUAAAUCAUUACUGGGAAUCCCAGCCGGUGCUAAGGUCAACUCAGUCAUCAUUCAGACUGCAGAUACAGCCAGGCAGAUCUUCUUCUUGAAGACGUUCCUAGCACACGAGACUCCGGCACUUUUUGUUGGUCCGACUGGAACUGGCAAAUCGGCCAUCACUAACAACUACUUGGUCACACUACCUAAAGAACAAUUCAUUGCCAACAGUGUGAACUUCUCAGCUCGUACAUCAGCCAACCAGACACAGGACAUUAUCAUGUCCAAGCUUGACAGGAGACGCAAGGGUGUGUUCGGCCCUCCGAUGGGGAAGAAGUGCAUUGUCUUUGUGGACGACUUGAACAUGCCCAGUAAAGAGGUGUACGGUGCUCAGCCUCCCAUUGAGUUGCUGAGGCAGUGGGCUGAUCAUCAUCACUGGUAUGACAAGAAGGACACCACCAAGAUCUUCCUGACUGAUGUGUUAUUCCUCGCUGCCAUGGGCCCUCCCGGUGGUGGUAGAAAUGACAUAUCGAGCCGUUUCACCCGUCACAUGAAUGUCAUCUCCAUUGACGAGUUCGAUGACACCACCCUGUCUAGGAUCUUCACAUCAAUUGUUGACUGGCAUUUUGCCAAAGGAUAUGAUGCUGUAUUCUCACGCCUUGGCAAGAUGAUGAUCCAAGCCACAAUGAGUGUAUACAAGGACGCCAUAACAAACUUCCUUCCAACCCCAUCCAAGAGUCACUACGUCUUCAACUUGCGUGAUUUCUCGCGUGUUAUCCAAGGUGUGCUUUUGGCGCCCGCCACCCACCUGACUGAGGGCGACAAAUUGAUCCGACUUUGGGUGCAUGAAGUUUACCGAGUCUUCUACGACAGGUUGAUUGAUGAUGCUGACAGACAUAUGUUUUUCAAUAUUGUCAAAGAGACCUGUCUGAAUGCCUUCAAAGUCAACAUUGACAAGGUCCUUGGUCAUCUGACGAUGUCUGGCAACGUGAAGGAUGAUAAUGUGAGAAGCUUGAUGUUUGGUGACUACAUGGUGACAGAGUCGGAAGCUAAAGCCUAUGACGAAGUGCGUGAUUUGAAGGAACUCACAAAAGUUAUGGAACAUUACCUUGAUGAAUACAAUCAGAUGAGCAAGGCCCCAAUGUCCCUUGUCAUGUUCAAGUUCGCCAUUGAACACAUCUCUCGUGUGAGCCGUGUCCUCCAGCAGGAUAAUGGUCAUUGCUUAUUGGUCGGUAUCGGAGGCAGCGGUCGUCAGAGUGCAGCCAAGUUGGCCACUUUCAUGGCAGAUUUCGACAUCUUCCAGAUUGAAAUCACCAGGAAUUAUACCGUGAAUGAAUGGAGAGAGGAUCUGAAAAAGUUGCUAAUCAAGGCCGGUGCAGAAGGAAAAAACAUUGUCUUCCUUUUCUCGGACAAUCAGAUCAAGGAUGAGUCAUUCAUGGAAGACAUCAGCAUGAUCCUGAACACUGGCGACGUGCCAAACUUAUACCCAGCAGACGAGAAGGCCGAAAUCAUUGAGAAGAUGCAGACGGUAGCUAGGAACGAGGGCAAGAAAAUCGAUUCGACUCCUCUGGCGAUGUAUAACUACUUCAUCGAGAGAGUACGAGAGAACCUCCAUAUCAUUCUGGCUAUGAGUCCUAUUGGAGAUGCUUUCAGGAAUCGGUUGCGAAUGUUCCCAUCUCUCAUCAACUGUUGUACCAUUGAUUGGUUCCAGAAUUGGCCUGAAGAUGCCCUGGAAAUGGUGGCUAACAAGUUCUUGGAGGAGCUUGACAUUGAGGACGAUGUCCGCAGAGAAACUGUGGUGUUGUGUAAACACUUCCAUGAAAGUGUUCGAUUGACCUCUGUUAGGUAUUAUGACAUUUUGAGAAGACACAAUUACGUGACCCCCACAUCAUACUUAGAACUUAUCCUGACGUUCAAGAAAAUGUUGGGUGUCAAACAGGAGGAGAUAAUGACCUUGAAGAACAGGUACCUGACCGGUUUGGAGAAAUUGGACUUUGCUGCGUCGCAGGUGUCCAUCAUGCAGGCUGAGCUGAAGGCGCUGCAGCCGGAGUUGAUACAGACGUCUGCUGAGACUGAGAAGCUCAUGGUGAAGAUUGAACAGGAUACAGUGGAAGUGGAGGCAAAGAAGGAGGUUGUCGGUGCUGAUGAGGCUGUAGCAAAUGAGGCUGCUGCAGCUGCCCAGGCCAUCAAGGAUGAGUGUGAGGCUGACUUGGCCGAGGCCAUCCCGGCUUUGGAAGCUGCCAUCUCGGCCCUCAAUACCCUUAAGCCAAGCGAUAUCACUCUGGUCAAGUCAAUGAAAAAUCCACCAGCUCUUGUGAAACUCGUCAUGGAGUCUGUGUGCAUCAUGUUGAGUAUCAAGGCGGAGCGUAAGCCUGACCCAGGCGGCUCUGGCAAGAUGAUAGAGGACUACUGGGGCUCGUCUCAAAAACUUCUUGGCGACCUUAAGUUUCUGGAUCGGUUGAAAGGAUACGAUAAAGACAAUAUCCCGCCAGCCAUUAUGAAGAAGAUCAGACAAACAUAUAUUCCAAAUGCCGAUUUCAAUCCGAAUAUCAUCAAGAAUGCUUCGACUGCUUGUGAGGGUCUGUGCAAGUGGGUGUGUGCCUUGGACGUCUACGACCGAGUUGCCAAAGUUGUGGCACCCAAGAAACAGAAGUUGGGUGAAGCCGAGGCUGACCUGGCCAUUCAGAUGAAGAAACUGAAUGCCAAGAGAGCACAGCUCCAAGAGGUUGUUGACAAAUUGCAAGCGUUGAAUGACCAGUUUGAGGCCAUGACACAGAAGAAGAAAGAUCUUGAAGACAACAUUGAACUUUGCUCCAAGAAGUUAGUUCGCGCCGAAAAACUGAUUGGCGGGCUUGGUGGUGAAAAAGACAGAUGGACCGAUAUGGCGAAAAUGUUAGGAGAACGUUUUAUCAACAUCACGGGAGAUGUCUUGCUUAGUUCUGGUGUUGUGGCCUACUUGGGUGCAUUUACUGUCGAUUUCAGAAAUGAAGUUGUAGCUGAAUGGCAUAAGCUGUGCCAGUCCAAGUCAAUCCCCUGCUCCGAGCAGUUCUCACUGGCAAACACCUUGGGUGAGCCGGUCAAGAUCCGUGCGUGGAACAUCGCUGGUUUGCCAGUUGAUGGCUUCAGUGUAGAGAAUGGUAUCGUUGUCUACAACUCCAGGCGUUGGCCGCUUAUGAUUGAUCCUCAAGGUCAGGCCAACAAAUGGAUCAAGACUCUGGAAAAGGCCAAUCAGCUGACAGUAAUCAAACUUUCUGAUCCAAACUACGUACGAUCUCUUGAGAAUUCUAUCCAGUUCGGCUACCCGAUCCUUCUGGAGAAUGUUGGAGAGGAACUCGAUCCACUGCUUGAACCAGUCCUGCAGAAGCAGACGUUCAAGUCACAGGGAGUUGAGUACAUCAGGCUUGGUGACAAUGUCAUUGAAUACUCCCAGGACUUCAAGCUGUACAUCACGACAAGGUUGAGGAAUCCUCAUUACCUGCCUGAAAUUGCAGUCAAGGUUUGUCUGCUGAAUUUCAUGAUCACGCCCCAGGGUCUGGAGGACCAGUUGCUGGGUAUCGUGGCUGCCAAAGAGAAACCUGAACUCGAGGAGAAGAAGAAUGAGUUGAUUGUGGAGAGUGCCCACAACAAGAAACAACUGAAGGAGAUUGAGGAUAAAAUCUUGGAGGUCCUCUCAUCCUCUCAGGGCAACAUCCUUGAAGAUGAAACUGCAAUCAAAGUUCUCUCCAACUCCAAGACACUAUCAGAGGAUAUCUCAGCCAAGCAGGAGAUUGCGGCCCAGACAGAGUUGGAGAUUGAUGAAACACGUAUCGGCUAUCUCCCAGUUGCCAAACACUCCUCCAUCCUCUUCUUCUGUAUAUCUGAACUUGCUAACAUUGAGCCCAUGUACCAGUACUCCCUGAAUUGGUUCAUCAAUCUUUAUGUUCAGUCCAUCAUCAAUAGUCCGCAGUCCAGUGAACUCGAGGAGCGUAUCCAGAACCUGAAUGAUCACUUCACCAACAGCAUCUAUCGUAACGUCUGCCGAUCACUGUUUGAGAAGGACAAGCUUCUGUUCUCUUCUAUACUGUGUGUGGGCAUUUUGAAAGGAGAGGGCAAGAUCGAUGAUGAAAUGUGGCGAUUCUUGCUGACCGGUGGUGUAGCAUUGGACAACCCUCAUCCUAACCCAGCACCAGAAUGGCUGCAGGAGAAAUCCUGGUCAGAGAUAGUCAGGGCGUCCAGCCUGAACAACCUCAGAGGACUGAAAGAACAUGUCCAAGAAAAUCCACAGAAGUGGAAGGAAAUGUACGACUCUGCCACACCACAUGAAUUCACCUAUCCGAAUCCCUUUGAUGCAGUCAGUGGAUUGGACCGCUUGGUUGUCCUGAGGUGUCUUCGCCCUGACAAGGUUGUCCCGGCGAUGGCAGAUUUCAUCGUGGACAAUUUAGGCCAACAGUUCAUUGAACCACCGACGUUUGACCUCGCUGGUUCGUUUGCCGAUUCCAACUGCUGUGCACCACUUAUCUUUGUGUUGUCCCCUGGUGCUGAUCCAAUGGCUGCACUGAUGAAGUUCGGGGAGGACAUGGGCUACUCUGGGGAUAGGAUUCAGACAAUAUCUCUUGGCCAGGGACAGGGUCCGAUUGCUGCUAAGAUGAUCGAUAAUGCCAUCAAGAAUGGAACGUGGGUCGUACUCCAGAAUUGUCAUCUUGCUACCAGCUGGAUGCCUAAGCUUGAGAAGAUCUGUGAGGAAGUCAUCAUCCCAGACGACACGAAUCCUAAUUUCCGGCUCUGGCUAACCAGUUAUCCGUCUGACGAAUUCCCUGUUUCAAUUCUACAAAAUGGAGUCAAAAUGACCAAUGAGCCACCGAAAGGUCUGCGGUCGAAUCUUCUGCGAUCAUACCUCAAUGAUCCUAUCUCUGAUCCGACAUUCUUUAAUGGUUGUAAAACGAACAAACGAUGGCAGAAGCUGUUAUUUGCCCUGUGCUUCUUCCAUGCCAUUGUACAAGAGAGGAGAAAGUUUGGGCCCCUCGGCUGGAAUAUCCCGUAUGAGUUCAACGAAUCUGAUCUCAGAAUCAGCAUGAGGCAAAUGCAGAUGUUCUUGAACGACUAUGAAGCACUUCCUCUUGAGGCUCUGACGUAUCUGACCGGCCAGUGUAACUACGGAGGCAGAGUAACAGACGAUAAGGAUCGCCGUCUGCUCGUCUCGAUUCUCUCCAUCUUCUAUAAAGAAAACGUCAUCACCCAAGAAGGCUAUUCAUUCUCCAAUAGUGGUCUGUACACAGUACCCCCGGAAGGAACAUACCAGAGUUUUGUGGAUUUCAUCCGUGCUCUUCCACAUGUCCCGAACCCCGAGGUAUACGGUCUUCACGAGAACGCCGACAUAACCAAGGACAACCAAGAAACCCAGACGUUGUUUGAGGGUAUUUUGUUAACGUUGCCAAGGCAGACCAGUGGAGGCGGAAAGUCAUCUGGCGAUGUCAUCCAGGACUUGGCAGAAGAUAUCCUCAACAAACUUCCCCAGAAUUACAAUAUGGAAGCUGUCAUAGCCAAGUAUCCCGUCGUCUACAAUGAAUCAAUGAACACAGUAUUACGUCAGGAACUGAUUCGCUACAACCGGCUGAUCUCAGUUGUGCGCGCCAGUUUACAAAAUCUCAAGAAGGCCAUCAUAGGUCUCGUUGUCAUGUCCUCAGAACUUGAGGAGGUGUUUGGCAGCAUGUUGGUCGGGAAGGUUCCCAGCGUGUGGGCGUCCAAGUCAUACCCAUCCCUGAAACCCUUGGGUAGUUAUGUGAAUGAUUUACUUGUGAGAUUGAAGUUCUUCCAAGAUUGGAUCGAAAAUGGUGCGCCGCCAACAUUCUGGCUCUCUGGUUUCUACUUCACCCAGUCGUUCUUGACGGGCGUUUCCCAGAACUACGCUAGGAAGUACACGAUCCCGAUUGACAAACUUGGCUUCCAGUUUGACAUGAUGUCAGAGGAGAGACACAUACCUACAAAGCCUGAUGAUGGUGCUUACGUAUACGGUUUGUUCCUUGAAGGUGCCAGAUGGGAUCGGGAAAGAUACGCCAUCAACGAAUCUCUGCCGAAGAUUCUGUUUGAUACAUUGCCUGUCAUUUGGCUAAAACCUGGAAUCAUUGAAGAAUUCGAAAUCAAACCAACCUACAGCAGUCCAGUGUACAAAACUACAGCCCGAAGAGGAACAUUAUCGACAACAGGUCAUUCAACAAACUUCGUACUUAUGAUCGAAAUUCCGUCCGACAAACCGCAGAGUCAUUGGGUGAAUCGAGGAGUGGCGUGUAUUUGUCAACUUGAUGACUAAGUAACUGUGGAUAUGGGAGACAUUUUGAACACUUUGUGCCAAAAUGUGAUUAGAAUCACAGUGUGCUCUCUCUUCCAGCUAAAGUUUUGACCAUGGAUUAAUAGCAAUGUUCUCCAACUGGGCCUGGUUUAAAUUUCUGUGUUAAAGGCUAAGUUCGUUAACAUUGUGCUGUUUUCUGAGUACCAAACAAUAAUGAUAUAACAUAAAAAAUGAAUAAAAAUUUAUUACUAAAUCGACUAAAACAGCAAAAUAACACAGAAAUAUAAGCCUUGCAUGAACUAAGUGACCUAUCCGUCGAGGUGAAUUUCAUAAGAUUUAGUUAGUCUAUCAACAGCUUUGGGUUCAUUAAUUGAUUCUCAGGCAACCUGUAUUUUGAGUCAUUUUUUUCAGACUGUGAUAUUUCCAAUGCCAAAUCUCAGACAACUUCAGGAAAGAAUUUGAUAUCUUCUGAUAAGCAUAUCCUAAAAUCUGUGUGUGUAAAUAGGUCCUGCAACUUGUACAUGAAUAUGGCUUAUCACCUGGAUUUCAGAUCUGCUUAAUUCUGUCGGAAUUUUCUGCUUGGGAUUUUCUAUGGUUAGUAUUUGUUGUUAAUGGUUCUAUGACCAUAAUAUAGAAACGUGAUAGCCAUGCAGUGAACCUCAGUUCGUUUUCUUUUCUUUACGAUCUUGCCAUGUAUAUUGUCGCUUUUUUCUUAGUCUUUCAUGAGUAAUUAGUUGCCCGCAUUUCUUUUUUGAAAACUGCAGAUUCCUUUCAGUGAAAUUGGUCCAGUUAUGCUGAUUCUUAAUUUCGAUUUUAUAGAAGUUUCAUUGUAACUCUCUCGGUGUUUGGUAAGAUUGAUAUACAUGUUGAUUUGUGUGGAUGUGGUAUAAUAGAAAGAUGCCGAUGGCUCACAUAACUGAGCAGACACAGUAAUUGUGAUUUUCAUGAAUCAAAAAAGGAAGAAUGCAGUGAUUGAAUUCCGUCCAGGUUACUUAGCAUAUCUGUCUUUAACUCCAAUGAGCUGGUUUUUUCUCCGCCAAAAAAGAUUGACAUUUUCCGUCCAGCCAAAUUAAUCAUUAAUAUAUCAAUUAGUAUUCCAAUAUUUUGUAUAUAAACAUGUAUCAGAUGUGAUAUUUUGUAUAGAAAUGUUUCUCGAUAGACCUGUACCUAUAAUAGUAUUUUUGCUAUUUUGUGUAAAUAUGUGUUAAUGACAUGAUUUCUGAUUAUUAAA
Molecule: messenger RNA, 13597 nt
Organism: Lineus longissimus
Lineage: Eukaryota; Metazoa; Nemertea; Pilidiophora; Heteronemertea; Lineidae
Product: dynein axonemal heavy chain 3-like
Exons: 52
Coding region: 295-12387 (4030 amino acids)
Biological process (GO): microtubule-based movement
Cellular component (GO): dynein complex
Molecular function (GO): minus-end-directed microtubule motor activity; ATP hydrolysis activity; dynein light intermediate chain binding
Source: RefSeq, a predicted model, not a curated record